AUGACUGUGGAGGCCGGCGGCGUGGGCAGUCGCCAACAUGCCGGCCGGUAUCGCGACACGGUGCCGAGAUCUCUCGAAGUGCGACUGUACACGUCCCACUUCCUCUCGACGUGGAACUCCCGGCUGUUCGAGUUCGCCGCGGUCCUCUUCCUGGCGUCCAUCUUCCCGGACACGCUGCUCCCGAUGUCGGUCUACGCGCUGGCCCGCAGCGGCGCGGCCAUCGUGCUGGCGCGGCCGGUCGGGCGGCUGAUCGACAAGGGCGACCGUCUGGCGGUGGUCCGGGCGUCCAUCAUUGGGCAGCGCCUUGCGGUGGCCGCGAGCUGCGCGCUGUUCUGGGCCCUGGAACGGCGGGGCCGGCGGAUGGCUGCGAGGCUCGGCGACGGCCUGUUCGCGUUGGCUGUCAUCCUCGCCUGUGUCGAGAAGCUGUGCUCGCUGAUGAACCUGGUGGCCGUCGAGAGAGACUGGGCGGCCGUGAUCACCGAAGGGGAUGAACUGGCCCGGCGAGUACUGAAUGCUCGAGUACGGCGGAUUGAUCUUGUCUGCAAGCUGCUAGGACCACUGGCCAUCUCUACCAUAGCGAUAUCGUCCACGCUGGUCGCCAUCAUUGCCACGCUUGCCAUGAAUCUCGUAUCGGUCCUUGUUGAGUACAUAUGCAUAGCUCAGGUCUACAAGCAAGUGCCCUCGCUAGCGAGAGGGCCGGCGGCUUCCGACAACGAACUGCCGCCUUCAACAAGGCCGUCGACCGGCGCUUGGCUGAGGCCAUCAAUAUCCCAUGUUCUUCCCGUAUCGUCUCUGCCUUUCUACUUCCGCCACGCAGCCUUCCUCCCCUCCUUCUCGCUUACCCUUCUCUACCUCACCGUGCUCUCCUUCUCCGGCCAGAUGAUCACGUAUCUCCUCUCGGUGGGGUACAACUCCCUGCACGUGGGCAUCGCCCGCACGGUGAGCACCGUCUUCGAGCUGAGCGCCACGUGGAUAGCACCCCGCCUGAUGGAGCGGAUCGGGGUUGUCCGGGGCGGCAUCUGGAGUCUCUGCUGGCAAAUGGUCUGGCUCGCGGCCGGGAUCAGCUGGUUCUUUGCCGACUUCUCCGGCAUGGGCACGAACAGCGCCAUCUCGGCCACGGGCCUCGCCGUCGGCGUUGCCCUCAGCCGCGUCGGCCUUUGGGGCUACGACUUGUGUGCGCAGAACAUCGUCCAGGACGAGGUCGAAGCCGAGCUUCGCGGGACCUUUUCGACGGCGGAGGCCUCGUUUCAGAACCUGUUCGAACUGCUCUCGUACGUGGCUACCAUCGUCUUCUCCCGGCCGGAUCAGUUUCAGUGGCCCGUGGUCAUCAGUGUCAUCGCCGUGUACGCUGCCGGCGGCCUGUACGCCUCCUUUGUGCGCCGAAGGCGGGGGCACCUCUUUCAUCCUCCGCCGUGCGGGUGCAAGCAAGGUGGGGUGUGA
Chaetomium strumarium is the source of this 1440-nucleotide messenger RNA. Its product is annotated as Ferroporti-1. Gene Ontology annotation, biological process: iron ion transmembrane transport. Gene Ontology annotation, molecular function: iron ion transmembrane transporter activity. The transcript has 5 exons. Lineage: Eukaryota; Fungi; Ascomycota; Sordariomycetes; Sordariales; Chaetomiaceae. The record is from RefSeq and is a predicted model, not a curated record. Gene Ontology annotation, cellular component: membrane. Bases 1 to 1440 code for a protein of 479 amino acids.